Molecule: messenger RNA, 5642 nt
Organism: Cadophora gregata
Lineage: Eukaryota; Fungi; Ascomycota; Leotiomycetes; Helotiales; Ploettnerulaceae
Exons: 17
Coding region: 864-5642 (1592 amino acids)
Molecular function (GO): protein binding; phosphatidylcholine lysophospholipase A1 activity
Source: RefSeq, a predicted model, not a curated record
GCGCUUCCUUCCCAAUUUGAUGCGCAUCUCCGUUUCUAGUUUUCAAUAGUGCGUUUGGUACAUCACAGAAAUGUCAGAUUUCGUUCACAAUAUUGAUCUUGUUCCAGCAGCUGCUGUACCGGAUCGUUCGACUAUGACCCGCAAAGACUGUAGAUGAAGAGAAGCAGAAAAAACCAAGUCAACGUGUAAAAUGACAGUGUAAGGCUGAGAAGAUCGUGACCGCCCGAGGCUACUUUACGUUCUAGUUUUCGUCAGCCAUUUCAUGUCGCAUAUAUUAGCUUCGCGGCACAGCAUGCAGUGUUACACUCCUGGCCUCGAAGUCACUGGACUGUGCCGCUGUGCCGGGCCUUUCAUAUUGUCGCCAUUACUGUCCAUCCCGUCUAAAGAUAUUCCUAAAUCACUCUAUUGAGAUGAGAUCAGUACCUAAAUUGCGAUUUCGAAUCCCAUGAGUGUAAUAAGAAGCUUGUAGAGGUGGAGGGCAUUUAGCGCAGGCCACGAAGAAUUUCUGCACCUAAGAGGAAGGUGUGAAAGCCCCCUGAAAGAUCUUAAAUUUAUACACUUGCUUUCAACCACACGCGAAGGAAUCCCAAGCACAUGGAAUCUCUGUUAUUGGUCAACAGGGUUCAUAUCCAGGCUACCAUAGCACAAGUAAAUUCCCAGCUAUGGGAGAUAAUGGGCAUCAGAUGAUGCCCCUGCCAUGAGUCAAAUUUACCGGAUGGAUGGUAAGCUGGCAUCUUGCGAAAGAGUUCGAUUGUCCGGGACAUCCUCCGUAAAGUUGGAGAGACAUGUAGGCGGUACGUAUAUAUAAGUGGUAAAGCCACUUCAAAGUGAUCAGCAACUCCUGGCAUCAUCUCUUGGUAGUAAUGAUGACGAAAUUCAGGCAGGCCUCUUUUGGCACUCGCCGAAAUCUUCGAUCCAUCCUAACGUGCAGUCUUCUACUGUUCGCCUCUACCCACGCAGCCAGUGAUGCAAGCCCAACAUCAGCAGCCCCCAGCACCAUCGCUUUCUCCUCAGCCGUUCAGCUGGAAUCAUCUCUUGCAUGGCAGGCGAGGCAGAUCGUAAAUAAGCCGGUACUUCCUCUGCCAAAGAAUAUCACAGAUUUCCCAGAGUAUGAGGCUGUCGCUAAAAUCGCGCCUCGAUUGCCUCUAAUUCAGGAUGGGAUUGUAUUCCCUGAGGCGGAGGACAUGAUCGCAAACUUGGUUGCAACUACAAAUGCGACUGGGCCAAGCAUUGCCGGUCGAGACCGCCGACAAUCGGGCCUUAGGGUGAUGGUCGUUGGUGAUUCAAUGACUCAUGGUCAACAAGGUGACUAUACUUGGCGAUACCGAAUCUGGCAAUUCUUCAGGAAUAAUGGCAUUGAUGUUCAAUUUGUCGGGCCAUACAAGGGCACAAUGCAACCAAUGGAGCCCUUACCUCCACAGCCGCCGCCUCUUUACGGCCAGCAAGCCCCUGAUCCUGGCCCUCAAACGAGCGGAGGAUACGCUGCUGACGUUGAUCCUGCAUUUUUGUCGAACAGUAACCAUUUCGCGGUCUGGGGUAUAGCCGUAGCUGUGGACAAAGGCCUAAUUCAAGGCGUUCUUCAAGCUAACCCCGCAGAUCUCAUUCUCUUCAUGCUUGGCUUCAACGACCUGGGCUGGUUCUAUAGCGAUGCCGACGGAACCAUGAACAGCGUUGAGACUUUCAUCAACAAUGCCCGGGCUGCAAACCCAAACAUCAAGAUUGCCCUUGCUAAUAUACCGCAACGUAGUUUUAUCAAUGGCAGACAAGACCUUAUUGACAGCACCACCAAGUACAACAACGAUCUAUCUGGAAACAUCGCAAAAUGGAACACCGCUCAGUCACCUAUCCGUCUGGUACAUCUUGAGGAAACAUAUGAUUGCCACCCCAGGAGCUGUCCAGCAGGGUAUGACGGACUGCACCCAAAUGCCUGGGGCGAAUUCCAAAUCGCGAAUGCUUUCUCCGAAACGCUUGUCAAUGAUUUCGGGAUUGGUAACACUGUACUUGCUGUCCCUGCACAAGAUGAUGGAAGUCUGGCUCGCCCACUACCAGGAAUUACCAAUCUCCAGAUCUUUUCUUCUCCACAGGGUGUCACUGCCACCUGGGAUCCUGUGUACGGUGCAUACAGCUACGAUGUCGAAGUUCUCAUCAAUGGAGGCGUACCAUUCUUUCAAUUCUCUCCAACAUCUGUAGCUACAAACCGUUGGGACUGUCAGUGGUCAAACCCUGGAUGGACUUAUACCAUUUCCGUACGUCCUCGUGCGGGCCCUACUCGACAAGGUGACUUCUCUGGGCAAGUAACGGGAACUUCCACUCCAGAGCUCGCCGAUCCGCCUCAAAAUGUCGUUGUAGAGCCUACUGGAGAUGGGUUUACCGUUACGUGGGAUCCCCCAACAGGCCCCAAUGCAGACUCGAUUGUCGAGUAUAACAUCAUCUACUGGAAUACAGAACCCGAAGACUGUGAGUUCAUUUCCGGAGCAGCUUUUACAAGCUCGCCGGCAGUAAUUACCGGCCUGAAACAAGGCAGGAACUAUUUGGUUGCACCUGUCACCUGGAAUAAGAACGGUCAAGGACUACCAUUCAUUGCCAACCAUGUGAUCCCCGGUGCGGGCCAACCCCCAUCUCCAGGAGCACUAUCCAUCAAUGCCAAUGAUCCAACCACUGCCCACAUGACCUGGACAGGUACCGACUCUACCGGAGGCUAUCACGUAUGGGCUCGAAACGUCAACCAGGCAGGCAGUCAAUGGAGCAUAGCCGCCAACGUCACUGCUUCUUGUGCUGACGUAUAUUUUCUGUUUCCAGGAAUCUGGAACUUCGAAUUUGCCGCUACAUCGUUUAAUGGCAAUCAGGAAUCUCCACAAGGCCCGGCCGUCCUUGCUCCUUCUCCCGCCAGCGGAGUAACCCAAGGGAGCACAGGGCCCACUUGUGCCCCUGAACCUCAAUGGUGUCCUGGAUUCAAUGACCCUGGCAAUCCUACGGGAGGCGAUGGCGGCAGUCCUCCAGUCACUUUCCCACCUGGCAAUGGACCUACGACAGAGACUCUGACCGAUGCAAAUGGCUCGCCAAUCACGAUAACACUCGCUCCAGGCCAAACACCCGUGACCGGUCCUACCACCAUAACAACCAAUGGACAGACGAUCACUGUUGCUCCUGUUCAAACUAGCGGCCCUACAAGUAAUGUACAGACUGUGACACAACCCGAUGGAUCUACCGUCACUUUGACUUUGCCUCCAGGCUCGACUAUCACAGGUAUCGAGACAAUCACAACUGGCGGAUCCACCAUUACUGUUGGCCCUACACCCCGCGAGACCGGUACUGUGACAUCUACAAUGACCACAAUCCCCGCUGGGGUGUCCCUUCAGGAUUUCACUGACUUCCCAAUAACAUCGAAUAUCUGGAUCACAACGACCGGUGCAGACUCAUCCACAACGAUUGUUCCAGUUAUUUUACCGUGCCAAACCUGCGAGCCGGUAAUCGUGUGGGAUACACCUGAGAUCCCCUGGGUACAGUUCCGUUGGUGGCCAAAAUUUCCAGAACUUCCAACGUUCCACCUACCCUGUAUCAAAAUCUUCGGUGUUGUGGUUUCAGGACAGUGUCCAUCGCCUUCAGGUCCAACUCCUGUGAACGAUGACCCGCCUCAAAAUCCCCGCCCUUCGGGAUCGCCUGAACCAGACCCCAAUGAUCCAAACGAUCCCGACGAACCCGAAGAUGAUCCAUGCGAGUUGAAGACAGAUACUGGAAUGUGUGACAAUGGUAACUAUCCUGUCUUUGAUCCAGCUUCUGGAACCAUGAGCUGUGACGCUGGCAAACAACCAGGCCAGUGCCAGCGAAAUGUUGACAGCCAUAUGGAUUCCAUCAAAGACUACAUACAGAACGAGAAGUCAUGUUGCCCGGCAGGGAAAAAACGUGGUAUGAUGUCUUCUAUUCUUCAUCGCGGUCUAAACACUCUGGGAAUCAACAUGGAUAAGCGUGCGGAUUUCUGUCCCGCUCCAAAUCAAAAUCCAAAACAGCCGCCACAGGGCCAAUGUUACGCCACGUACACAUGCCCGCACCUUCUCUUCCCCAAUGUCUGUGGGAAUGCAAAGUCAGCUAUCGACGUUCGUGGAGCGACCUCAGUCUUGACUCAUGUUACCGGAUCAAAGUUGCACGAUACAGAGCCUUGGUACGAAGGACACUAUUUCUCGGGCACUGAUGACGAUCCACCGGCAGGUUGGAAACUUGACAAAUGCCAGGUGGAAGAAUAUCCUUUUGGCUCUGGCAAUCCAAAUCGCAAUGCAGAUGGCUCAUCAGUACUUCGACUCAUUCCUGGAGGAGCAUUUGGAGAUGGACUUGAGAACCAGAACGCCGGAUCUCACCUUAGAAACUGGGUUGGUUCCGUCGCUGCGAGAUACAACGCGUAUCAAGAAGAACAAACAGGACGAAACCCCAGAAUCGGUCCAAAUGGUAUCGUUUACUGUGUAGAUUUUGAUUCCAGCUUUACAGGCUACCUCCCCGAAGACCAGGUAAACGACAACUUUUGCGCCUCAGUCUAUGGUCCAGAGUUCACUCUGGUAAAUGACUACUGGGUCAAUGGUGUCCGCACGUGGGAUCCUUGGUUCGAUGUUCCAAACACCAAUCGAAAAACGCCUGAAACAAUGUACUAUGUGGACCCUGACGGAGACAUUGUCGUUGAGAAUCCCUCAGAGAAUGACUAUGCCGUCUACGCAACUGUCCCCUCGACAUAUUGCCAUUAUCCAUCUCCUGGUAGGCAUGAGUGGGAUGGCUCGCAGUGGAACUUGGCUGCUGGCUACCAAGCAGUUGGGAGAAUGGAUGACAUGGUUCUAGAGCAACAGUGUACUGAUCCUCCUCCCGGAUUUGCUGCUUCUCGUAAACGUGAAGUUGAAGCAAGCGUUAACGUAACACGUGCGCAUCCACGAGAUAUCAAAGGCCGACAGUCAUCGGGAGGGUUCCUCGACGCCAACGUCUACAAAUACAUGGGCUGUGCUGGUGACGAGAAUGGUGACACGACCGAUGGUGAGGGAGUUGAUCCCUGCGCAGACGACAGUAAUCCCUGCCCCAACGUCUUCAGCAGGUACCCAACGACCAAUGGUGGAAGCACUACUCAAGUAGCCAUUCCCCCUUCAAAUGGAGGAGGUGUCAGUACCGGACCUAUCACACAUACACCAACGGCGAGGCUGACAACAACGUCAUCGACCACUGCCCCGUCAGAGCCAACUCCAACUCUGGUCGACCACACCAUCUACAUCGAGUACUCUCUCCUCUGUAUAGGCGAAGGAUGCUCUGCCGAAUGGACCGUCUACCAGGGUCCACCUGAUCCUGACUACGACACUACCAACAUCUGCGACAGAGACGAUUAUCAGCAUGAAGAUGAUUGGUUCGUCAAAGAUGGAAAUGUUGUGGACGGAGACCCACCAAAGGACCUCAACGGCAUCAACACCUUCGACAAUAACGGCUGUAACUUCCAUCUUGAUUUGACCAUUGAUGAGUACCGCAACGCAGAUGAAGGGGCUCAUGUGGGAACCAUGAAGUGUCCCGAUCGGACGGUCGAUUGCAUCAAUCCUCCAAAGGACGAUGAUAAACGGCAUACUGUGUGCAGUGGUGAUUCAGCUUUAUGGUGGACAGUUACCUGCUCUUGGAAGCAGUAA